Molecule: messenger RNA, 1887 nt
Organism: Tetranychus urticae (two-spotted spider mite)
Lineage: Eukaryota; Metazoa; Arthropoda; Arachnida; Trombidiformes; Tetranychidae
Gene: Pbp49
Product: proximal sequence element A Pbp49
Biological process (GO): snRNA transcription by RNA polymerase II; snRNA transcription by RNA polymerase III
Cellular component (GO): snRNA-activating protein complex
Molecular function (GO): RNA polymerase III type 3 promoter sequence-specific DNA binding; core promoter sequence-specific DNA binding; RNA polymerase II cis-regulatory region sequence-specific DNA binding
Source: RefSeq, a predicted model, not a curated record
ACAAAACAACAAACAUAUUGAUUUUUAUUUAUUGUUACAAUAUUGAUUAGUUAUUUAAUAAAUAUUACAAGUGCAUUAUGAAAAUUUAUAAAAAUUUUUGUUUCUCAAGUAAACAAAUUUUCACCAAAUCAUUUCUAUCCAUACAAUCUGAUUCCAUUUAUAUUCGGGAUCAUGUAAUCUACUAUGAGCUUGAUUUUUAUCACUUUAUACUCUCUAGAGUUUGAUUAAUAUAUAAUACAUGGAAGCUCCAUCAAGCAAACAACAUAAUCAACUUGAUUGAAUCAAGCAAAUCAUCUUUGAAUAAAUUUUAAAAAUAUUGUGUUCACUGCCUGUCUCUACAAUGAAAAGAACAGCUGAAGACCAGCUCUCGGACAAAUUGAUUGUAAUUUGGUUUUCAUCCCAACUUUUCGUCAGUCUGUUCAAUAAGCUUAAUCACUCAAUCAAUCACUGUUUAAUCAGUAAAACCAGUAACUUCAGUUACUUUGUGCUGCCGCCAAAUUUAAAAAUAAAAAAUUUUAGAUCUUAUUUUCAGCGCCAUCCAUCGAUAUAUUCAGAAAUGUCUUAUUAUGUGAUAUGUUGUCAUCUUACCAGGUAACCAGUUCUAGUAACCAAAGCUCCUUUAGUUUCGAAAGUUGUUUACAUUUGUUUUGUUAUCAUCUUUAUUUUAAUUUGUUAUGGAUUUCGUUAAGGGAAUCGACAAAUAUCCAUGGGUUGAUCAAUGCGAGAAAAUCAACGUGCGACAGUUUCUGUCUCUCUGGGAAUCACAAGAUUUAAGUCUUGAACUUGAACUCAAUGAAGAAUCUUUAGACCGUAAAGCCAUGGAGAUUUGCAAUAUCAAUGAGGAGACGAUUGAAGAUAUUAAAGAAGAUUUAGAUCCCGAAAAAUUAAAUCGAGAUAAAGAAUGGAAGGAUUAUUUGUAUGGAAAUAAGCUUUCUUUACCUAACCACAUUGCUUUACGCAGUGUUGCUGCACAAGUGAGUCAUAUUGAAAAAUGUGAACAAAACGACAAAUAUCGCCGCAUUGCUAAUCAAUCCUUAAAGUAUCGAAAUUAUACUUUCUUAAAUAAUCAAGAUGCCAGCAAAAAUUCUAGUGAUGAACCCAAAAUCGAAGGUCUAGAUGUCAUUUUAAAUGUUCAAGUAUUUCGACCAAUGCAUCAUUCCUUGCAUGUUGGGGAACAUAGGAAACAUGUUAACCUGAUCGCUGAGCAAGAGUUUUUGUGCCUUGGAAGGCAACUUUUAACCGCACUUAAAGAUGAAAUUAUUUGUUCUGUGGAAGUCAACCCUGCAGAAGAUUGUAGUGAUGAUCCAGAAAAGGAAAGACCUAGUGCACGAGAGUUAUAUACUUCAAGCUUUUUCUUCAUCGAUGAUUGUUUUUACAAUGAUUUUAGAUCAGCAAAUAACAUUGAUUGCAGCCAAGUCAUUAUGGAUUGGGCCAAAAACAAAGAGAGAGGAAUUGGUACUUUGAGAACCGCUAAAAUGGAGGAAACACGCUUCAAUGAUCUUUCUAUAAGGCUAGGUCAACCCUACGUAUAUGUACAUCAAGGAGACUGUGAACAUAUGAUAGUUUUCCCUGAGAUGCGAUUAUUUUGCCCUCAAACUGACAGCCCAUUUCUUAGAGAUUAUCCAAAAGUUUUUAAAACUGUCAAUCGAAAUGCUUGUAAAUGUCUCAUGUGUCACAUAAAUGUGGCUAAAUGGAUAGUUUUAGAAAACAAAAGGCUACCUUAUGAACCUUAUUUUUUCUGUAAUCAGUGUUUCAUGUCAUUUAACUAUGAUUCAGAAAAAAAGAAGAUAGGCCACUUCAAAGCGUUCCGUUAUCUCGAUGAAUCAGCAUUCUUGUAAUUUUUCGUUUAAUUAUAUCGUUUAUUUUAAUAUACAUCCAAUUCGAUAA